This is a messenger RNA of Scomber japonicus (chub mackerel), 3807 nucleotides long. It is a transcript of the gene pcdh11, whose product is annotated as protocadherin 11. Gene Ontology annotation, molecular function: calcium ion binding. Lineage: Eukaryota; Metazoa; Chordata; Actinopteri; Scombriformes; Scombridae. The record is from RefSeq and is a predicted model, not a curated record. Gene Ontology annotation, cellular component: plasma membrane. Gene Ontology annotation, biological process: homophilic cell-cell adhesion. Bases 1 to 3807 code for a protein of 1268 amino acids. The transcript is spliced from 6 exons.
AUGGACUUAGCAAGUCAGGCUCAUGUGCUGGUGGUCUUGCUCACCUGCAUGGUCUUGCUAUGCCUGGCCCAGGAGAGGGACUACACGGUGAAGGAGGAGCAGCCAGAGAACGUCCGUAUUGGGAACCUGCGCAAGGACCUAGACCUCAACCUAGACCCCAACAUUAGGUUAUCCUCGCCGCUGCAGUUCAAGCCUGUGUACAAGACAGGUGACGUGCCUUUGGUGAGGGUUGAGGCCAACACGGGGGAGAUCUUUACCACCAAUCACAGAAUCGACAGAGAGAAGCUAUGCUCGGGCGUCUUCGCUGAGAAACGCUGCUACUAUGAGAUUGAGGUGGCCGUGCUACCCGAUGAGAUCUUCCGAUUGGUCAAGAUUCGUUUCUUGAUAGAGGAUGUGAAUGACAACGCGCCCCUUUUCCAGUCCACUGUAAUAAACAUCUCCAUCCCAGAGAACACAGCCAUCAAUACCCGGUAUCCAGUGCCCUCAGCGUUUGACCCUGAUGUAGGGAUCAAUGGAAUCCAACAUUAUGAACUAGUCAAGAGUGUCAGCGAGUUUGGCUUAGACAUCAUCGAGACUCCUGAGGGUGACAAGUGGCCACAGCUAAUUGUUCAGCAGAACCUGGAUCGUGAGCAGAAGGACACCUUUGUCAUGAAGAUAAAGGUGGAGGAUGGUGGCAACCCUCCCAAGUCCAGCACUGCCAUUCUUCAAGUAACCAUCUCUGAUGUCAAUGACAAUCGUCCCAUCUUUAAGGACAGUGAGCUGGAGAUCACAGUACCCGAGAAUGCCCCCAUGGGGACAUCAGUUGUUCAGCUCCAUGCCACAGAUGCAGACCUUGGUUCUAACGCACAGAUUCAUUUUGCCUUCAGCAACCAGAUCUCUGCCUCAACAAGACGGCACUUUGCCAUUGACAGCUCUACAGGACUGAUCACUGUAAAGCAGCCACUGGACAGGGAGCAAACGCCUGUCCACAAACUCAUCAUUCUGGCAAGUGAUGGCAGCUCCACCCCCUCCAGAGCCACAGUGAUUGUUAAUGUAACAGAUGUUAAUGACAAUGUUCCCUCCAUAGACACUCGUUACAUUAUCAACCUGGUUAAUGGGACUGUUCUGCUGUCUGAGAAUGCACCUCUCAACACCAAAAUAGCUCUAAUUACUGUUACUGACAAGGACGCAGAUCUCUAUGGCAAAGUAGCUUGCUACACUGACCAUGAUGUUCCUUUUCGGUUGAAGCCUGUCUUUAAUGAUCAAUUCUUACUAGAGACAGCUGCCCCCCUAGAUUAUGAGACUACGCGAGAAUAUGCAAUUAAGAUAGUGGCCUCGGAUAGGGGGACGCCUCCUUUGAACACUUCAGCUAUGGUUUUAAUUAAAAUCAAGGAUGAGAACGACAAUGCACCCAUCUUUCCCCAGCCGGAAAUCCAACUUUCCAUACCGGAGAAUAAUGACCCUUCCACACAGUUAAUAAAAAUCAGCGCCACUGACGCAGACAGUGGACAUAAUGCUGAGAUCAUUUAUACUCUCGGCCCUGAUGCGCCUGAUGGGUUCAACAUAGACAGACGUUCAGGAAUCCUCUCUGUUGGCAAACGACUGGACAGAGAGAAGCAGGAGAGGUAUUCAUUCACUGUCAUAGCAAGGGACAAUGGUUCCACAUCCCUGCAGAGCAAUGUCACUGUCAGGCUAAUCGUCCAGGACCUCAAUGACAACAGCCCAGCUUUCACACACCCUGAAUAUAACUUCUAUGUGCCUGAGAACCUGCCUCUCUAUGGAACUGUGGGCUUAAUCACAGUCACAGACGCAGAUGCAGGAGAUAAUGCUGUUAUAACCUUGUCCAUUUUGAAUGGGAAAGAUAAUUUCAUCAUCGACCCCCAGACUGGUGUGAUCAAACCCAAUAUCACUUUUGAUAGGGAGCAGCAAAGCUCAUACACAUUUAUGGUCAAGGCAGUUGAUGGAGGUCAACCUCCGAGCUCUUCCUACGCCAAGGUCACUAUAAAUGUAGUUGAUGUGAACGACAAUCGCCCUGUGUUCGUCAUCCCAUCCUCCAAUUAUUCAUAUGACCUAGUGCGGACCACCACCACCCCUGGUGCUGUGGUCACAAGAGUCUUUGCCAUUGACAAUGACACAGGUAUGAAUGCUGAGCUGCAGUAUAGUAUUAUCAGCAGCAUCAUCAUCACGUCUAGGGUCUCCCCUCGAGGUCUCUUCACCAUUGACAAAACAACGGGUAACAUAACACUGCAGGAGAAAAUUUUGGCGGCUGAUCAGGGGCUACAUAGACUGGUCGUCAAGGUCAAGGAUCUAGGCCAGCCUGAGUCAUUACAUGCUAUUGCACUUAUUCACUUGUUUGUCAAUGACACUGUCUCAAAUGCUACCUUUAUCCAAGAGCAGCUGCGAAAAAGUAUGGAGACACCCUUGGACCGUAACAUAGGGGACAGUGAGGUAACACCUCAAGCUAAUGGAUAUGUGAUUGUCGUCAUAGCUAUCAUAGCAGGGACCAUGACUGUCAUCUUGGUAAUAUUUGUGACUGCCUUGGUGCGUUGCCGGCAGACACCCAGGCACAAAGUGGUACAGAAGGGCAAGCAGAGUGGUGAAUGGGUGUCGCCAAACCAAGAGAACCGUCAGAUCAAGAAGAAGAAGAAGAGAAAGAAGCGAUCACCCAAGAACCUCCUCCUGAACUUUGUGACCAUAGAUGAAUCCAAGCCUGACGACCCCACCCAUGAGCAUGUUAAUGGUACAUUGGAUCUCCCUGUGGAGCUAGAGGAGCAAACCAUGGGGAAGUACAACUGGGCUACCACGCCCACCACCUUCAAACCUGACAGCCCAGACUUAGCCAAGCAUUACAAGUCUGCAUCCCCUCAACCUACAUUUCAAAUUAAACCGGAAACUCCAGUGGCCCCAAAGAAACACCAUGUGAUCCAGGAGCUCCCCUUGGACAACACAUUCGUGGUGGGCUGUGACUCACUCUCCAAGUGCUCAUCGACUAGCUCCGACCCAUACAGUGUCUCAGAGUGCAGCUGUCAGGGGGGAUUCAAGACUGCGGGGCAAAUCACCACCCGACAGAAUCUGAGCCAGACACCGGAGAAGUCUUUUAACUCACCGCCCCCCAUUUGUCCUCAUAAGGAGGCCUGUCAACUUGGCAAGAUAACCUCUGUGAAUACCCAGCGCCGUGUGACGUUCCAUCUUCCAGACGGUUCCCAGGAGAGCUGCAGUGACAGCGGGCUAGGAGACCCAGAGCCUAGCAGCACUGCCAGCACCACCCAGCCUCUUCCCCUCAGCUUCCCCCAGGAGGAGUUCUAUGAGCAAACAUCACCUAACAGCCGCACUGAGGGAGACGGAAACUCAGACCCUGAAUCCACUAUCGAGGUGAACCUGCAGAAAGCUUUGGCUGAGGCCUCUGAGACCUGUACCCAGGAGUGUCUGAUACUGGGCCACUCUGACAGCUGUUGGAUGCCCCCAGCCCUGGCCCAGUUCCAGAGUCCUGGCAGCAACAGCCCCGCCUCCACCCCUACCACCACUGCCAUCUCUGGUACGCUCCCCUCCUUUGGCUUUCAGCAGAGCUGUACCCGUGGAUCCAAAGCUAACAUGGGCUGCAUGGGGAUCAUGGAUGGUCGCCAUACCCUGGGCAGGUCUGUGCCUAAAAGAGAUGAACUGGACAAAGGGAUCAACCGGCCACAGUUCUACAACACCCUGGACAGACACUGCAGUAGUAAGAAGGAGGAUCCCGUCAAGGUCAUCCCCCUGGCAAGCUUCUCCUCCCCUGGGCAGCAGACGCCUACCGGUGGGGGCAGCAGCUCCUUCUUACAUGAGCAUCAGUUGUAA